Messenger RNA from Galendromus occidentalis (western predatory mite), 1053 nucleotides. RefSeq lists its product as uncharacterized. The record is from RefSeq and is a predicted model, not a curated record. Gene Ontology annotation, biological process: DNA integration. The coding region runs from base 1 to 1053 and encodes 350 amino acids. Lineage: Eukaryota; Metazoa; Arthropoda; Arachnida; Mesostigmata; Phytoseiidae. The transcript is spliced from 2 exons. Gene Ontology annotation, molecular function: nucleic acid binding.
AUGGGGUCGACGAAAUUCUUCGAGUGGUUUACGGUCGUGAAGGCAUGCGCCACAUGCAAGAUCUUCCACGCAGAAGCAGCAAGCCUGCCGACCCCCCCAUUGCCAGCAUUUAGAAUCGAGGAAGCUCCUCCGUUCUACCACUCAGGGUGCGACUUCACGGGUCCGAUAAGAUAUAAGAAAGACUCCGGCGAGGUCGGAAAAGGAUAUAUCCUCCUUUUCACCUGCGCAGUCACCCGAGCGGUCCACCUGGAGCUAACAACGGAUCUAUCGACAGUCGAAGUCCUAGGGGCAUUACAAAAAUUCAUCAACCGAUUCCCCUCAGUGAGGACUAUAACCUCGGACAACGGUCUGUCUUUCCAGAGAGCAUCCAAAGAACUGAAGCUAAUUUACGAGAACGUCAAGAACGGGGAAAUAAAGAAACAGUUAUCAGACUUGAUGAUCUCCUGGAAAUUCAUCGUACCGAUGGCACCGAACUUCGGAGCCUUCUACGAAAGGCAGGUCCAGACCAUCAAGAGACCACUUCGAAAGAUCCUAGGAUCCGCGGUCCCUCACUUCAGAGACUUAGAGAUAAUCCUCAGCGGAAUCGAAGUGAUGGUUAACAGUCGACCGAUAACUACGGUAGCUUCAGGAGCGGAUAAUAUCGAAGCUCUUUCUCCGGCAGAUCUCCUCUUCGGAUAUAGGGGGAGAACGGUCAUUCCGGAACACUCAUCGAAACCCAGGGAAGCGGCGGACGCAGGCAAGAUCAUAUUCUCCAAGAGAUGGAAAUACCAACAGAGAAUCCUCAGUUCUUACUGGAAGCGUUACCACGAUGAGUACCUUCAAUGCUUGAAAACAGCCCACAAGCAAACUCCGGUCGCGGCAAGACCCCUGAAAGUCGACGAUGUGUGCCUACUCCAAGGAGAAUCAUACAAUCGAGCCUUCUGGCCAUUAUGCCGAGUCAUCUCAUUCCCAGAGAAUACCCCACCCGAGAAGGCCCGAUCCUGUACAAUCAAAACAGCCAAGGGCCAAGUACUCCAUCGGCCCAUCCAUAAGCUAUACCCAUUAGAAGCAUAG